Peromyscus leucopus (white-footed mouse) is the source of this 4783-nucleotide messenger RNA. Its product is annotated as putative sperm motility kinase W. NCBI's taxonomy places the organism in Eukaryota, Metazoa, Chordata, Mammalia, Rodentia, Cricetidae. Gene Ontology annotation, cellular component: cytoplasm. Gene Ontology annotation, biological process: protein phosphorylation; intracellular signal transduction. The record is from RefSeq and is a predicted model, not a curated record. Gene Ontology annotation, molecular function: protein serine/threonine kinase activity; ATP binding. Bases 849 to 2312 code for a protein of 487 amino acids. The transcript has a single exon.
UCACAAAGUAGAAAUUCAGAUCUCCUAUCUAUAAGGAGCUCAGUCAUCAUAGGAGUUUCCCAGAACUCCUUGAGGUCAACAGGCAUGACAGGAACCUAGAGCCCUUCCCCACUCCCAACCUCCUCACUACCUCCUCAGAUAGAGUAAGUCCAUGCCCAGAGACGCCCGGAGGCCUCCUCCUACUCUCUGGGAGUUCAUAUUUAAUGUGGCCUUUAGUCAACACUGGAAGCAAACCGCUGGGGCCAGGCCUGGGACUAACAGGUUCAGGCUAGAGAGUGGCCAAGCACUCCCCAUGCCAUGGAUCUUCCUGCCUUUAGUUCCCUGCUGGUCCCAAGAACAGAAGACUGUAAACAUGGCUUUGACAAAUCCCUAAUGACUUUGCCUCUCUCCAGGAGACCUGUUCAAAAGGUACCUCAUCCUCAAAAAGCCAAAAAUGGUUUGAGGUACACAGAAGCCAAGGACAAAGGCCACUGAAGACUGUGCUGGCUGUAAUUUGUAGAUGAGAUGAUAUCCAUCUGUCUGUCUGAUCCACUGAAGCAGAAGCUGGUGGAGACUAACCUUAUUUUCAUGAGAAGGGGAAAGGUACCUGGGGCACAACAUGAAGCCAGUCACUGUGGGCUAUAGAUAGCCUGCUGUGAUUGGUCCAUUUCUCACUCUGACCUCACAAGGGGCAACUGUGAGUCAUGAGGGUCCCCUAUAUAAGGCCGUGGGCUGGGCUGGAGCUCUGUCCUAAAGAGCAGGGAGCUGACUUAGGUGACCUGUGGGACUCUCAUAGCUAUCUGGUUAGUCGUUGAGCUGAGACUUUGCCACCACCUGUCUGCACGGGAGCACAGUGACCACCUAGCCUCAUGGACUGCCAUCCCAACACCGAGAGCCUGAACAGCCAAUAUAUGGUCCAAUUUCCCAUCGGCCACGGUGGAUUUGGCUCUGUGCAGCUGGCCUACCAUCGCCUCACAGGCAUCCCGGUGGCAAUCAAAGUGAUAGAAAACCUCGAGGAAGACCUCCGCUUCAUCGUAUCUGAGAUGAUGGCCCUCGAAAGACUGCACCACCCCAACAUCAUUCGCCUCUUCCAGGUGCUGGUAACAACAGAGUAUAUCUACUUCAUCACGGAGUUGGCCCCGGGAGGAGACUUGCUCCGAAGAGUGAAGAAGGAGGGCAGGCUGCAGGAGGAAGAGGCACAGAAAAUAUUCGGGCAGAUCCUGUCAGCCAUCAAGUAUUGUCAUGACCUGAACAUCGUCCAUCGAGAUCUGAAGCCCGCAAAUAUCCUCCUUGAUGAAGAGGGCAACGUGAAGCUGGCAGACUUUGGCCUCUCCACCAGUUGGAGACCUGGAACUCUACUGCACCAGAGAUGUGGGACCAAGAGAUUCAAUGCCCCAGAACAGGUCCUGGGGUUGGGCUAUGAUGGGAAGAAGACAGAUGUGUGGAGUCUGGGUGUGCUACUGUAUUUGAUCACCACCGGGAACCACCCCUUCCAAGGAGACACCAUGGAAGAGAUCGAGGGGAAGAUCGUCACAGGUAGCUAUGAUAUUCCAGCUCACGUCUCUGGGCAACUGGAAAAUUUAAUUCAUCAAAUAUUGACAGUUGACCCAGAGAGGAGGCCCUCCAUUGAAGACCUUCAGCAACAUCCAUGGAUUAAGUGGAAAGAAAACAUCGCAAGUGAAACCUUGUUAGAUCCCAAGGUUUUAGACACACUCUCUGACCUCGGCUUUAAUAGGAAUGACGUUUUGGAAUCCCUGCAAAACAACAGAUACGAUGAGUUGAUGGGGACAUAUCUGAUUAUCAGAGAGCAGGCCCGCAAGGUCCUGCCCCUUGAGCUUGGCUGCAACACCUCAGUCACGUCUGUGGACGUUGGAGCUGCGCCUCCUGUGUCCCUAGUAUGUCCCUCUGUCUCUGGUCUUCCCCCAAAACGGAGGGCCAGUGAGCCCACCUUUGGCCUCCACCACACCCAGCCUUCACACCAGCCCCUGCCUGUUGUGCCAGCAGCCCCAGGGCAGAAGGUGGCCAGAAGUGCCUCCAUGCCUAUAUGUUGUCACCAGAAGAAGAGCCCCACGUGGAGCUCUGCCACCCUAUCCAGAGGUGAGACUUCUCUGAGUGUCUCCAGUAGCAUACCAGAAGAGGAAACCACUCCAUCCUCUAGAAAUGACUCUGACAUGGAAAAUGCACAGAACCCUCAGAACAUCGGGUGCUUCCAGAGACUGUGCAAGAGAAUCAGGGCCUGCUUCUCCAGAUUAUGCUGCUUCUCGGGGGAUCAAGAGACACAAGUCCAGCCCAUGUUCAAUAACAAAGUGGCUCCUGCGACAGAGACAGGAUGAAGAUGCCAAGGAACUGGGCAUGCAGGUUUUAGAGGGUGCUUAUGUGCUUUGCAUUUUAUUUUCUCUGACUUUUCACCGAAAAAGCAGAAAUGUACAUGUUUGUUUUGUGGGGUCCAAUGGGAUGUUCAGAUGUAUUUCUACACCAGCUGGAUUAAACCCUACCACUUAGCAUACCUCCUCAGGAAGAAAUCCUGCUGGAACAUACUCAGGUGGUGUCUGAUGUAACUGAACUAGCAGAAGACACCAAAGACUGUGUUCAUAGUGAGGUGGGUGGUGGGUGUUGUGCUGUGGAGCUGUUGUCCACAGGGAACAGAUGUUCAUAUAGAAGACUCUGCUUGGGGAUCUAGGGCCUGAAAGAAUGACUAUGGUCAAAGCCCAAAGGGCAACUUCAACAUCCCCCUACAGUUCAAGUGGACAGGCAGAGUGUGGGAAGACCUGUGAGGCCUGAUGUCACAUUGAAGAGGCUGCUGUGGGAGGCUGAGCUGGAUCCCAGUUCCUGCAUACCCUGGGCACCCAGUCUAGACGAGAUGUCUGCAUUGUCACAGCACUCUCUACCGUGGCAUUCCGGGAGAAUGUCCUCAAAGGACAGAGGUUGAUUACAAAAGAUCCACCAAUUUCCAAUCCUCAGUCUUUCACAUCUGAGGAGCAUGGAGGAGGAGACUCUACUGAUCUUUUCAUGGCGGUCAUGUGACCUAGAUCCUUGUAUUUCAUGGGCAUUGUGUCCUCAAUUGUGGGAUCUCUGACUACAAAGGCAGGUAGUUCAUAGUUGCUGAGGGUCAUGCCUUCUAGAGCAAGACUUUACUAGAAAAACAAGGUCAAAUCUAUCACCUAAGCAAGAGAUGGAGAAGGGAUGUGAGGCCAUCGUGUGUAAGGAAGAAAAGUCCCAAUGGAAUCCUAUGUGAUGAUCUGGUACCUGGCAGAGGGACUACGGUCAAGGCUCAAAGGGGACACCUCAAGAUCUCCCUGCAGUUCAGGAAAACAGACAAAAAGUAAUGAACUCUGACCUACAUUCUGAUAGCAUAGUGUGGGGCAUCAACCAGGUCUGGACACAAGCAUCUGCAGACGAAAGUCCAGAUAGUUAGUGUCUCCUGCUGCAUGUCCAGUUCAUGGGACACUGGGCAACCAAGAAGUCAUUAUGAUUAUAGUGCCACAGGAGUCUCCACGGGGACCUAACUCCAUUCUCAAGAGCAGAGGAAACUGGGAUAGCAUUCCAAAGCUUCUGAUGAUCAGGCAAGAAGCACUCAUGGUGUCUUUUAGCCCUACAUCCCAAGAAGAAAAUAAACUCAUUCUCAUGGGGCACUAAUGCGGGCCCUUUUUCUCCUACCUUCCUCCAUGUAUUCUAUGUCCAAUCACCCAGAAGAAAUUUCCCUACAGCACUCACAGUAGAACCAUGCUCCAGAUUUUGGGAAACACAGUUGGGAUGGUUUUCUGGGCCUCUCUGUCCUCCCAUGACUUUAUGGACAUUUAUAAUGUGUGCAGUCUCUGGAAGGUCGUGUGCAGGCUGGGAUUGAGCUGGGGCUUUGCCACCAUCUAAUGCAGAAGCCCUUAUGCCAAUAUGUGACCCUGUUGACAAGGUUGUUCUGCUCUUCAAGCCGAUGUUAUUAUUCACCUGCCUCCAUAUAAACACAGUACAGCAUGCCCUUACUUUGUGCUACAGUUAUUAUGGUGACGUAAAGAGAAGAAGGACUUUGACAGUAGGAAGUAGGAUGGGAAGACUUCGUGAGGCCCAGCUGUACCUGGGAGGUAGACAGCGAAACCAACAAUACCCUCUUCAGACCUGCUUUCUAUACUGGUGUCCUUGUACCGAAGCUCUGUCACAGAGAAGGCAACAAUUUCUCCCCAAAACUCCUUCAGCCUUCAUUCUGAGUCUUCUAGAUGGGAAGAACCUGGAGAAGGGUCUCUCCAGAUGUGUCAGAGGGUGGCCCUAUGACCUGGGUCACAACUUAUCUUGGGAUUUUAUUCCAGGUGUGGGCUGUCUGAUAGAGCUGGACUCACAGUUCUAGCCAUGCAGCCUCUUCCUCACUUUCUGGAAUGUGCCUGCUCCUGGCGUGUGCCUGCUCCUGUCCCCCUGUAGCAUCAUGGAGGUGGUCCUUUCUCCACAGCUCUGACCCCAUUUUACCUACAAGCAAUGAGAGAGAAGACUGGGACUGAAGUUUGAGGCCAGCUUCUGGGCUUCCUUUGUGCAAUGAUCUGAGCUGUUCUUUUGUCAGUUGUCAUUGGAUGGACAUGGUCAUGUGACAGGCCCUCAGGAGGGGCUGGAUCCCAGGAGCAGUAGUCUGGUGUCCAAGCUGUCCACAGGGAGCUGGCACUCUGAAAGAGUCCAGGACAAUCAGGAAGACAAAGGUGCUGAGGUAAGUCACAUGAAAACAGGUAUAGAGAGUCACAGACCUCAGAGGGUCCAUGGAAGAACAGAGAGUUGGAGGACACUGACUUGUCUGAAGGUCACAGCUGGACAUAGCCUGGGAAGAAAG